Pseudozyma hubeiensis SY62 is the source of this 1191-nucleotide messenger RNA. RefSeq names its product chloride channel protein 3. The transcript has a single exon. NCBI's taxonomy places the organism in Eukaryota, Fungi, Basidiomycota, Ustilaginomycetes, Ustilaginales, Ustilaginaceae. The coding region runs from base 1 to 1191 and encodes 396 amino acids. The record is from RefSeq and is a predicted model, not a curated record.
AUGCCGCCAUCACGCUCACCCUCCCUUUCCGCACCGCCAAUAAACCUUCGUCAUCCCCUACCUGCUCCGCCCAUUCAGUGCAUUCCUCCCGCGUCGGCUUCCAGCUCUCGCGUCCCAAACCGUCACUCCAAACCUUCUUCUUCGUCAGCUUCCUCCUCCUCAUCUACAUCCUACAAAACGUCACAUCAUCGUCAUCAACCGUCCCCUUCUCCAUCGCCAUACUACUCUAGCUCGUCACAUCCGUCGCCCGCUUCAUGCGGCAGCGCUUCCAGCAGUGCAAGCAGUCUACGCACACCACCGGACCUGCUGGUCAACGGUAGUAGUGUAGGACAUGUUGCUGGUGGCGCCAAGGGCGGGAGCCUGUUGGAGGUCAACACGUGGAACGGCAUGCUCGUCAAACCGAGGGCGCCAAAGAUGCUAUCCCGAGAAGAGAUCCUGCGUCGACAAACGCUGCUGAUCUCACUCCCAGCGGACUCUAGUUGGCAACUGCCUAGUCCACCGUCCUCGCCCAAGCGUAAACGACCUUCCUCCCUAGCCGUCCGAUACCGCGACGCAGCAAGACACCUCAAACACCUCUCCGACACUCACCCGAUCCCAUGCCUGCUUUCCGCCUGCCAGCAGCUCGACUCGGUGCUCUUGUUCUGUCAAUCUUUUUGGCUGGACGAUGCCGAGUGUGGCCGGUGCAUCGCCAAGAACUGGUCCAGUCUAUUCGGCUUGCUCAGGUACACCUCCAAUGCGGUGAAAGGGCUGGCGGGGAAGGACGUGCUCUUGGCGGUGUGUAGGUUGGUCGAGGCUGCCGUGCUGAGGAAGCUGCACAGGCAUGAUUCCGAGUUGCUGCUGAGCAAGGUGCAGGACAAAGCGAUCGAGAUGCAAGAGGUGGGCGGCAUGUUGAAGAGACAGAUGGAGGAUCUGGAGCGGAGCGACAGGUUGGCGGUGCAGGCGAGCGAUCUGUUGACGAAACGCUUGAGGAGCGAUUGUCCCAGAUUGUGGAAGCGUAUCACCGAGCAGGACGAGAUCCAGGCCAGGCAGAUUGAUGUUGGCAGGGAAGAGGGUUGCGUGGUCAAGGCGUGGCCGACUCUAUCCAGUGGAAUGCCGGAAUUGGUGGCGUUUGGCAGGUUGGCCGUGGCCGAGACGGCCAGGAGGGAUGGGCUGGUGGAGUUUCAGCUGGUCGAGGUUAGGGAGGAGGAGUGA